AUGCGCAGUAACAAUGUGACGGGAGAGAAGGAAGCGGAGGAGAUGUGUGAAGCACUCUACGAACUUGUGCCGCCGAUACCUGUAAACGCGUCAAGGUUUUGCGGUGGAGAUGGAACUUGGCAGAAGUCCAAUUACAGUCAGUGCCACCUGGCGGCGAUUGUACUCGGCGAGAAAGAGGAGAUUUUCGCCUCGGCCAGCCACCUGUAUGGCAUAUUCGUCAUCUACUGGCUAGGCUAUGGACUAACUCUGAUCGUCCUCGCCACUUCUCUGUUCAUAUUCAUGUAUUUCAGGUGUUGGCUGACGAGAAGUACAAUCAAUUCUGACCUGAUAUUUCUCAUCCCCGUUCUGAUCGUGCUCAUACUCAUAGUCGCCGUGCAGGUGAAAGGUGUGACGGCAAACUACAUACUAGACUACAUCGCAGCUAUACUCGUCUCUACACAGUCGUUCUGCCGCGCUCUGGUCGCGUUCACAAACUUCUGUCACGUUGCCAAUUUCUUCUGGAUGCUCGUGGAAGGUGUGCACAUCUUCGCUAGGACCGUGAUACCAUUUUCGUCCGGCCAUGCGAAGAUGACGUGGUACAGCCUGCUGGGCUGGGUGGUUCCUGCACUCAUAAUAGUCACGUGGAUGGUCGUGAAGGGCGUGGUCGACAAAAGUCCGUGUUGGCUGACGAGAAAUGCUAUCAACUCUGACCUGAUAUUUCUCAUCCCCGUUCUGAUCGUGCUCAUAGGUCUGUUUGUCGGUCUCUACUAUUGUCUCCUUAACAAAGAAGUGCAGACGUGCAUCUGCGACUGGUACCGGCGCCGACAGGUAGAGCGCAGUGUCCCGAACUCCUUCCGCUUAAAACCGUGUAGCAGAGGAGGACGGGCGUACGCUCGCAACGCGGAGCUAUCGUUCGCGCACGACUCAACAGCGGUCACACACGUCAGCUACCUGCACGGAUCGCCCGCCUCGUCGCCUCUCAUGAGCGCCGGUAGGGGCGCCACCGCCGGCCGUCCCGUUCUGCCGGUAGGGGGCGCCUAUUACGACGUUCUGUUGAAGACGUUGCCGCCGCUACAGCAGGUGCGAGCUAGGGCGCAGGCACAGCCGUCCACAUACGUCCCCUGCUCCGUCAUACUGGAGGAAACGGAAGGGCUCGAUUCGGACAGCGUUAUCCAGCCGGAGCGCCAUCUGGCGACGUGUUUAUAA
Priapulus caudatus is the source of this 1185-nucleotide messenger RNA. Its product is annotated as vasoactive intestinal polypeptide receptor 1-like. Gene Ontology annotation, biological process: adenylate cyclase-modulating G protein-coupled receptor signaling pathway; cell surface receptor signaling pathway. NCBI's taxonomy places the organism in Eukaryota, Metazoa, Priapulida, Priapulimorpha, Priapulimorphida, Priapulidae. The record is from RefSeq and is a predicted model, not a curated record. The transcript is spliced from 9 exons. Bases 1 to 1185 code for a protein of 394 amino acids. Gene Ontology annotation, cellular component: plasma membrane. Gene Ontology annotation, molecular function: peptide hormone binding; G protein-coupled peptide receptor activity.